AAUGACCAAGUGCCGGACCAAGUUAUCAAUAUUUCAUCACAGCUUGAAGAAACAGCUUUAAGUAAAAUUGAUCAACUUAUUGAAAGUUUAAAUGAACCAAUUAAUAAUUCAAUUUCUAUCCUAGAAGAAGAGUUAGAUGAACAAAACCCUCUUACAAAAAUAAAAGAAGACCUCAUGCAAACUCUUGAAUCUCAGAAAGCCUCUUGA
Messenger RNA from Cetraspora pellucida, 207 nucleotides. The record is from the annotation of a GenBank genome assembly. Lineage: Eukaryota; Fungi; Glomeromycota; Glomeromycetes; Diversisporales; Gigasporaceae.